Molecule: messenger RNA, 2593 nt
Organism: Cucumis melo (muskmelon)
Lineage: Eukaryota; Viridiplantae; Streptophyta; Magnoliopsida; Cucurbitales; Cucurbitaceae
Product: AT-rich interactive domain-containing protein 1-like
Exons: 2
Coding region: 842-2473 (543 amino acids)
Molecular function (GO): DNA binding
Source: RefSeq, a predicted model, not a curated record
AUCUAUUAAAUACAAAAGAAAGAAAAUCCUUAUUUGACUCGAAUCCCGUCUCUGGCUUUCGGAUUCCCGCGGCCGGACAGCGGUGAGAACUUCGAAGAAGAUGACCGGAGGUUCCACUCCCAAAAACACCGCGGACGUUAGGAAUGCAUCUUGCAAAUACGAUUUACAAAGCUAAAUCGUCCAAUAUACUCUACCGAAUCUUGACAUACGAAAUCAUUUGAAAUAAUAGUGUAUUAGCAUUUAGUGAUGGAAGAGACGAAACGUAAGAGACGAUUCCGUUCUGCUUCCGGAGUUAUCUCAUCGUUAAUGUUUUCCUCGUAAAAACUUUGAUCAUCCGAAAAUUUGUCGGUGGAUAUAUAAUUUUAUUCCUUGUCCACAAAAUCUUCUUUCUCAAUGUCUCUUUGCUGCAUUUUGAAGUUACCUGGUUUUCCCCCCUUUUCUUUAUACUUCUAAUGUGGGUUUUAAUUUGUUUUUAGGAUUUGAAUCGUCAAUCAAUUUUGUGAUAGUUCAUGAUGGCAUGAGUUUGCGAUAGAUUUCGAGGACUCUGGAAAAAGCUUAUAACAAGUUAACAUCCAACUUGGGCGUUUUCGUUGCAUGGCCAAUUGACUCAGACAGUGAGAUGAUAUUUAUUGUUGGUGUUUAUUUUAAUAUGCGUACUGAAACUCGGCUGAAGAUUUAUCUGACUGAUUUGAUUUGCAUGUGCUAAAGUGCCAAUAUAAUUAAAUUUACGUUUUUGGAUAAAUUGGUAAAAUUAAGUUUUUGGAUCAAUCGGGAUUCAAUGACAUGAAAGAGACCUUUGUGUUUUAAAAGGUGUUUUGAUCCCAAGACUUUUGAACUAGAAAUGGUUUCAAACGAGAAAACAUUUGAUUUGCUUAAGCUAUUUUUGGCUGUAAGAAAUAAGGGUGGUUAUGAUGUUGUAUCGAGGAAGAAUUUGUGGGAUUUGGUAGGAGAAGAAUUUGGUUUGGGUUCAAUUAUCUCCUCAACUCUGAAAGUGUUGUACGUUAAGUACUUGAAUGUUUUAGAGAGAUUGCUUGAAAGGGCUGUUGAGGAUCGAGACUCCACAAAUAGUUGCAGCAGUACGGGAUUCGGAUCCAAUGGCUCGUCUCCGGAUAUUCAAUAUUUGAAGAAGAAUCAUGAUUUGCAUGAAUCAGAAUUUUCGGACUGUGAUGAUACAAAUGUAAUUCUGAAGAUUGAUAGGGACAAGAAUAUUACUGGUUGCGAGGAAACUCUCUGCCAAUUAAAUAAGUCCGAGUGGGACAUUCAUGACACAAAUAACUUGUAUAAAGGUGAAGACUCUAGCCUGGCAUUAGCAUCCAAUGUGGCCGAGAAUUUUGAUGUCACGGAGAAAUCCCGUUGUCUAAACGUUCAAAAGGAUGAAAAUGCAUUUAUGGAUGGGGUAGGAAGCAAUGUCAAGCUCUCUUACGACAGCAGAACGUAUGAUGGUCAUGAUCCUGAUGACAAAGAAGGAGCGAUCAUAGAUUCCAUAUCAAUUGAGGAACUUAAUUUUAGCCAUGAGAAAAAGUGUGAAUCCAUGUUAGGAAUGGUAAAUUGGAUCAAAGAGAUUGCAAAGAAUCCAUGUAACCCUGUUAUUGGGUUAUUACCUGAAAGUUCAAAGUGGAGGUCAAGUGGAAAUGAAGAGAUCUGGAAGCAAGUUCUGCUGAUUCGAGAGGCGACGUUGCUGAAUAGACAUUUCAGUUCAUAUGCUGGACGGUCCGCUCUGCAGGGCAUACAUCCAUGCAUGUUCGAUGAUCAUCAAGGCUCCAGUUACAAUCUAAGAAAGAGAACAAGAUCUAGUAAAAUAUUUCCCUGUGGGAUGAGUCGUGGUCAAAGUCCUCUACCGAGGACAGAAGACCAACUUGACCAAAAAAUUGUUGUAACAACUGAUUCCUUGAUGCCAGACUACAUGGGACAAUCUGCCUCAAAACAAAUACCCAUAGGACCAAAGUUUCAGGUUGAAGUACCAGAAUGGAGCGGUAUAACAUCUGAAAGCGACUCUAAGUGGUUAGGGAGUCUGGUUUGGCCAUUAAAUAAAAAGAAAAAAUCAUUUCGUCGUAAACACGAUCCCAUUGGGAAGGGACGAGAUGAUUCGUGUAAAUGUCAGGUCCUUGGUUCCAUCGAAUGCAUUCAGUAUCAUAUUUUAAAGAAAAGAUACAAAGUUAAGAGGGAAAUAGGCUCGGCAUUCUAUAACUGGAAAUUCGAUAAAAUGGGGGAGGAAGUGCGACUUCAUUGGACAGAGAAAGAGGAGCACAAGUUUAAGAGUGCAACGAGGUCGAGUUCUACAUCUUUUAAACAGUCCUUCAGGACUCGUAUGUACAAAUAUUUCCCUUAUAAGAGCAAAGAAGAUAUAGUUUGUUACUACUUUAAUGUCUUCUUAUUGCAUCAUAGAGCAUUUCAGAACAGAUUCACUCCCGAUAACAUUUGCAGUGAUGAUGAAUUGGAAUAUUUAUGUAGGAAGAGAAAACCUUGUUGGUAAUACCAGGAGAGGAUUUUGUUUUGUUUUUUUUAUAUUAGUUUCAUAUAUGUAUUAAUUAUGUACCGUUAUUGUAGUUUGAUUUUAGUAGUUCUCAAUAAAAACAAAUAUUUCUUUUUAUUA